Rhopilema esculentum is the source of this 6188-nucleotide messenger RNA. RefSeq lists its product as uncharacterized. Gene Ontology annotation, biological process: regulation of DNA-templated transcription. NCBI's taxonomy places the organism in Eukaryota, Metazoa, Cnidaria, Scyphozoa, Rhizostomeae, Rhizostomatidae. The record is from RefSeq and is a predicted model, not a curated record. Gene Ontology annotation, molecular function: RNA polymerase II cis-regulatory region sequence-specific DNA binding; DNA-binding transcription factor activity, RNA polymerase II-specific.
ACUUGAUAUCAAAUGAAUUUUACUUUUUCGAGUGGGUGAACAACUUUUUAAAUGUUGUAAAGUGAUUUCACCCUUUUCUAAGCGUACAAAAUGACAACUCCCUUCUGAAAAGUGAAAGCCUGUUAUGGUUACCAGUUAUUUUAUCCUAAGACCGUAUCUUCAUUCCGCAGUUUAUUGUAUUUACUUGCACAGCGUUAGAUCUUUAUCAAAAAUUGUGCUUUUUAAAAAUUCCUUAGGUCUUGCAGUUAAGAUUUUUCUCAUUUUCAGUCCUUGCAUGUAGAAGCUCUUUGGAAUCUUCCAACAUGAUUGUUUUUCUUCUGUUAAUGACCCUAGGCUUGUUUAUCUGAAGGAUCUUGAGCCAAAUCCUGGGCUUUUUCAUGAAAAAUAUUGUUAUUAUUGUUGUUAUUAUAGAUAAGUAAAGACACUACCCCCUUCUUAAAUGCUUUCCUUUGAACAUCCAGGUUUUGUGUCAUCAACUUAAUUUUGCAUUUAAGGUGCAUCUUGUCCUUACUUUUUUUUAUGUUUUCUAUAAACUGCAGAUACGUAAUUUUGCCACUCGCAUUAAAUACUAAUUAAGACAUAAAACAACAAACUCUUAUCUUUGAAAUUUUAAUUUUAUAGGAAACAAGAUUUUGUUGUUUUUUUGUUGUAGAUGAAACUUACGAACGCUCUUACAAUCAAGUAAUGCCAUGUUGAAGUAUUUUUCAAGGUUGUGCAAUUAACACGAGCCUCAUGCUCGCACAAAUGAGAACCGAAAUAUAGUUCCGAGUAAAUUUAAUCAUAUUCUUAGCAAUAUUACCGUAGUUAUUGAAUUGCUGAAAAUAUCAGGCAAAAAUGCAUAGAAAUUACUCCGCAUUCUUUGAGUUUGCAUAGCAUCUCAUUUAACAACCCUUUACAAUGAUAUUCGUAGUUAUGAAGUAAAAUGUCUUGUUUUUUCGUUGACUUCUGCUCUGACUGUUCCAAAACUUGAAAGCCUUAUAAACUGUAAAUUAGAGAAAUGGCAGCAUUAAGCUGUUGCGAGGAACAAGGUAGAAGAUUAAUUCAUCAGCCAAGGAAGUUGAAAAUAUUCAAACCAAGGAGGUUGAGAAUCUGUAUCAGCUCGUAGCCUUCCGUUAAUACAUUUGAAUUAUCAUGGAGAUAAAGGUGAAAAUUUGUAUCUGUUUCAAAGAAAACCUUUAUGACUUUGCCGUAGUCAAACAUUUUUAGAAGAGUAACGGAGUGGUGAGAUUGCGAGUUGAUGUGAUGAGAUAAUCAGUAGACAUAUGUAUUCCCAGAAUGACUUGACUUGCAGCAAGCCAUUUCGUCAGAAAUUCCCUAUCGGUGCUUUGGAGAAUAUACUUUGGAGAUAUAUAUUGCAAAGCAAUGCAAUUCUGCAUUGCGCUGUGCAAUCAUUUAGCUACGUCAUUAGCUUUGCACAUGCGCAUAUAACACUUCCUUGCCUCGGCCUAAAUUAAUACAUGCGGAGGAAUCCAGCAACGUGAUGAUGGAAUGACAAGUUUGCAGACUGAUAAAAGCAAGCAUGCAUGCAUUUGGAAGACAGUCCAAAGAGACAAAGCUUGAUGCUGUUUUGUCAAAAAUAACGGGGGGAACUAAUUAUGUGCCAAGUUUUUCCAAUGAGCUGACUGGAAAACAGCCAAGAGACACUAAGAGUCAUCCAGACAGUCUAGUUAUGGUUGAAGAUGUUGCUAAAGCUGAACAGAAAGAUGCAUAUGUGCGACCUACAAGGUUGAUUCCAAGAACUGGGCUUGAGAGAUGCUUAAUCAAACCAAGCUACCAUUUUCAUGAAUGGAAAACUGUUGUUGUGCCUCGUAAUAGCUCAGGUUUUCUUGGAGAUUGGGAACAGUUGCAGCCAAAUUCUCGUCAAGAUGAAUUUAUUCGAGUCCAGAUGAACAAAAGCGAGCUUCAAUUGAUUGAACCCCGUGACAGCAUUAUGCAGGACACAUCGAAUGCAAAUGAUAGCAAUACUUUAGAGGCUCGAAGAACGCUGAUAGAUGCUUAUCUUUAUCAAAAUAAUGACCAGGCAGCAUCUGAAAUGGAAUUUUCAUCGUACGGCUUUCCGCUAAAAGACACCGUUGUUGUCGUUCACCAAUCAGAGUCAGCAUGUAUCAUGUGUGAAGUUUGCAGAAGGACAUUUGAGACGAAAAAGGCUUUGAAACGUCACCGCAAAGACAUUCAUAAAGGGAACACUAUCCAAUUUCCCAAUAGCAAGGACUCGGGUGCAGAAGCUAAGCUGCCAGUUAAUAGCCUUAAGCCAAAGACAUUAUCAAUUUCAGAAAAAAAGAUGAAGAAGAUAGAGAAAAAUGUUGAAAUUGGUACUAAAGUGAAACCAAACAGUGAAAAAGUAAAGAAGGAAGGUGUGGCUACAAAACAGGAUAAAAACACGUUGGCAAAUGCGAACACUCAAACAAAAAAAGGACAAAAGUCUGAGAAACUGAAAGAGAAAGGCACAGUGAAAGAGAAGCAGAAACUAAAAGAAGGAUCAGAAGGAAAAGCUCAAGUUAAUAAAAAGAGCUUACCUAAGGACAAAACAAUGCCUGGAAUAAAGAACUCUAAAAUGGUUUCAAAGAAAGGUUUCAAAGAGGAUCUGCUUUUGAAAGAAAAUGACAAGAAGAAGGUAUCAAUUACCUCGAAAGAGUUGAAAAAGAAGGGGGCAAUGAAAGAAAUAAAAAAGAAAAUGAGAACUGAGACUGAGAAUGAGAAACCAUCUGGAGACAAGUCAGGGAAUAUUGCAAAUGACAGGAAAAGGAAGAUUUUUGAUGCGGACCCACAUUCUCAGUCAGCCAAGAAGCAUUUAAAGAAAGACAGUGCAUCUUUAACAAUGGCAGCUAAGUCAAAAGAGAAAGAGCUGGUGCUUCCUUUUCAAUGUAAAGAAUGUGGGGAAGGCUUUAAAAGUGCACUGAGCUUGGAGAAACAUGUGCCAAUACAUAGUAUCUUGAAGUAUCAUUGCUAUCGAUGCAAUGAAGUAUUCAUGAACCUGAGGUCAUUGACCAAACAUCUUUUAGUGCAUGAAAAUGAACCGCCAGUGGAUGAUCACAUGCACCGAUGCAGGGUUUGUUCACAGGGUUUUAAAACCAGCCGACAGUUGCGAGGGCAUCUUUUAGAGCACGAAAAGAUUGGAAAUCAAGAGGAACAACUGCCUAGAGCAAAGCAUAAGUCACAUGAUCAUCAGAGUGAAGGGGCAAACUUGUCCUCGGAGAAAACUGCAAAUGAGAACGUAAGCUCUGCUAAGCACAAGCAAAGCAAAUCAGGCUGUGACACACAUCAAAGCGAAUAUAAAAGUUAUUCUGCUUUUAAAGAUUACGUUGUGGAAAAACUUGUAAAUUCAGCGGAUAACUUUAUUCAGUGCUACAAGUGUGGGGAGGUUUUGGUAAGCAAAAAUGACCUUACUCGCCAUUUAGUGAAAUCUCAUAAAAUGAGUAGAAAAAGAGCCUACACUGCUGUGCGGCGAAAGGAAAGAAUAAGGAAACAUGAAAGAAUGGAUUUGUCUACAAAUAAUUUUGGGACGCAAAGUUCAGUUACUGAAAGAGUAGAGAAGAAAAGUAGCAAGAACAUUGUUGGAGCAACUAAAAGCCAUGAUGAAAAUUCGAUUUCAGAAGAACAUGUUGCAUUACAAAGCAGUUUAGGGGGUAAAGGAAAUAAACCAGAACAAGCAGCUAAACCAGAUUUCCCAGGCGAGGAGGUUUAUUCUGGGGGGAGCAUUCAAUAUGAAAAUGUAGAUUUAGAUCUUCAUGAAGAUUCAGAUGCCCAAAUUCCUGUCAGUGACGAAAGUUGCGUUUUAGAGGAACAGGAAUCUGCUCAGAUUUUACAAGCGUUAUUUAUCAAGGUUGAUGGCGAAUCAGAACCACAGGAAACUGAAAGUUCCUCAAAUGUAACAUCUGAUUGGCAGACCAAAUCAACUGUAGUUUCGAACUGUGUUGAAGCAGAGUCGAAACGUUCUGCUAGAAAAGGGACAGGUGAAGUCAGUAGGAAAAAAGAUGUUAAUUCAAGCACGCAGAAUCCAUUUGAGGGUAUGAACUCUGAUUCUCAUGAGAACAGCAAUGUUGUAUCCAUCAAGAGUUUUGAAAAUAAAGAUCGGGACAUGAGCUUAGCUUUCAAUGGCAGCAGCUUGAAAGAAAAUCAAGUGACAGAGCCUUUAGUUGAUACGUCAAAAAUUGGACUUGAAGACGAAGAUGAUGAGGUCAUCGAUUGGUUUUGGAAGAAUGACGAAAACGAAAACUUAUCAGGAAGCACUCUUAUUGGGGUAGCAGCUAGUAAAGGCGUAGAGAUGCACAGGAAUUCCAGAAAUGAGGAAGUGAGAGAAGAUGCUGGUAGAGGUGUUGUUGUAGUAAAUGGUUUGCCCAGCAAAGUGGAGGGUUGUAUUAUUGAUUUUGUCAAUUGCAGAGAGGUUGAUAAAGUUCAAGAUAAUCAUGUAGAGGAGAGAAUGUCUGUACAGUCGGGUUUAAAUGCCUUGGUAUCAAAGGAAACGGAUAUUUCGGAAAUGGUGAAUGGAGAAACAGUAUGCGAAAAGGAAAUAUUUGUAGAUGUAAAGGGAGGCUUAUGGCAGCAGAACCAAGUGAAAAAUGUUGAUAUUGAGGAAAUUCAUUGUGAGAAUACAUUGAAUAGAUGCUGUGACCCAGUACAGAGCGAGGAGCCACUUAUUAAAUCUCCAGAACUGUCGAAAGUGCAAAGCCCUUCUGCUGGAAUGGCAGAAAACCUUGAAUGCCAUCAUUUUGCUGGCGAAAAUGAGAAAGCAGAGCGUAGGGGUCGGACUAGAAAGCGGAAAGGGUCAAAAAUAAAGGAAAGAAACAAAAAAGUUGUUGUUGAUAAACAGGACCAUGUUACUGAUGCACCUUUAAAUGGAGUGUCAAUGACCGGAGAUGUAUCUCUUACUUCAAAUGAAAAAGAAGAUUCUUCAAUGGAUCGUAGAUUAGGCUUGACUUUGCAAUCUGAAGUAGCCAAUGUCGGGAGUUGCCAUGGGGAGAUCGUAGUGAAGAGUCAGGUGCCAUUUGCAGGAAGUGAGCAAGUGACUUGUCCUCUUUCUUCCCUCAUUUACGUUCGUAGGCGUGCUGCAGUAAUCGGGGAGGAGAGAAUGCAUAAUUCAAAGAAAAGUAAGGCUGCUUGUGAUGCAGUCAGACAGACUUAUGUUUCGAAGUUAGAAUUCGAGCAGACACCAGGGGAGCCAGGCGUAAAUAGAUGUGAUUUAAAUCAGAGAGACAACGUUGAGGUAGACGUGAAAAGACAAAAAAGAAAUCAGAAGGUGAAUUUUACUAGAGUCAAGAACAAAAGGCAGGUUUUGAAGUGUUCAAAUUCUAUUGAUACUGAGAAAGGUGGCUUAGGCCUUGUAAAUAAUCAUUUACCAAGCACUUUACCACUUUUCAAAUGCAGCCAUUGUGAUGACUCACAUUUUGUACAGAAAGGUAUCACGAACUCUGUAUGCACAUUCUGUUCUUCAAUUCCGAGAAAAAACCCAGAAAAGCAGACAAAACGAACGAAAAAAGUUAGAAGUACGACAUACAAACAUACAAAUAAGCUUUGUCUUGAUGACAGUGCUUUGAACAAUGCGGAAACAGAACUGAAUACGUCUGAUGAAUUUGAAAUCAAUUUAGAGACUGGGGAAAAGAAAUUCAGAUGCGAAUCUUGUGGGAAAGCAUUCAAUACAUCAUACUUCCUACGUCUGCAUAAGAGGCGACAUGAAAAGGAAGACAUGGUUAAGAAUGGGCUUGCAGUAUAUACAUGUAACGUUUGUGAUCAAGUUAUGACGUCUAAGCAAUCACAUGCCAAGCAUAUAAAGCUGCACAGGACUGGAACUCUGAGCAAAAAGCCGACUGGAAAGGGGAAAUUUAGAAAAGGCAAGUUGAAUCAGUCAAUUUUACACAAAAAGGAUCAAGAAAAGACCCAUUCAAAGCCGACCUCAAACUCAAAUAAAAAGUGAGUGCAUUGAAACCGAAUAGAAUGCAUUGUGAAUACAAGAUCUGUAAAUAGAAGAACAUUUUGCUGUUAUUUUCAAUAGGUUUGGACAUGAGUUAGCUUUUGUAUAUAAAAACCUAAAGUGCCUUGGGAAAUGAGGGGCAACCAAUGCUUCUUGCAGAUUCAGUUCUGUUUCAAUUAAAGUUCUUGUUUGGGUUUUGUUAAUAACAUUGUCACAGGACACAUUGAUUUUUUAUUUAUACUGAAGUAAUAUAUGAAUAUAUGAAUGGCACGUGUUUUCA